UCAAUAAUCCCAAUGAAUGCUGAAGGGUACAGCGGCAAGCUGCUCCGUUCUGCUUCAAAUAAUGGGAAAAUAGUCCUCUUCCUGGUACCCCUCCAGGAAGAACUGGAGACAAGUCCACUUCCAUUUGAUGCGGAGGACUUUGCCAAAAUGCCUCAGGUGCCCUGUGUCACUUGUGGUAUAACAAUGCCUCUUCAGAUGCUGGCGUUACAUGCUGGGUCUUGCAGAAAAAUUAAAAAAAACCGGACUGAUCAGACUGAAACUAUAGAGGUUGAUGAGGAUGACUGUGACACAUUGGAGGAGCCAGAAAACACAAUUGAACAUUUGGAAGAAAGAGAGUGCUGCCGUAUCUGCCAGAAGGAUUUCUUGAAGUCUGUGCUUCCUUAUCAUGCCAGUGAAUGCUGUGACAGCAGGGAGGGAGUAUUGGAAAUACACCCAGAUAUGCCAGGACCAUCAUCAACAACUUCAGGAACUUCUUAUUCUGCAGAACCUAGAAGUACUGAAGAAUGGAAAACAGUUGGAGAUCCACAGAAGGCUGUUGAGCUGUUUGUCAGACAACUGAAGCAAGUAGGAGUUAACCAGAGGACACUUGUUCUCACUCUGGAUGCCAUGGACACUGAUGAGGAGCGAGAUAUGUCUCUCAUUUCAUUUUACAAGCACAAGCGUGAGAUAAUCCAGUGGGCAGCUCCUUUUCAUUGUCGCAUUCAAGGUGAUGCUGCAGUUGGUAGAGGCGUGACAAGACACAUCAUCUCGUCUGCCAUUUCCAAGCUGAAACAAGGAUUUAAAAUGAACUUCGGAAAUGCUGCAGUGACUGCAAUGUUUGAAGGAGAAACUGAUCACCUUGUACCAACUACUUCAGCAGUGCUUGCUGAGAGCGAGCUGUUUGUCAUGGCUGGUCGGCUGAUUGGCCACUCUUUAAUUAAUGGAGGUCCAACCUUGUCGGGCAUCAGCUUGGCAGUAGUGCAUGCCUUGACAAGUGGUUCAAAGGAGUUGGCGACAACAUACCUUUCCCUAGAGGACUGCCCAGAUAUUGACCACAGAGAGAUCAUUGGUUUCCUGCUGAGAGAAGAGAUGACUGAGGAAGAGACUUCAAGAUUGUCCAAUCUGUGUAUGGAGUGGUAUUUUCCUGUGCCAACCAAGGAGACAAACAAACUUCUCCUCUUACAGCAGCUCCUCACCCAUUCUGCCAUCACUCGACUUAGUGUGCAGAUGAAGCACCUGAAAAGGGGACUUAAAGAAACGGGUAUCUGGCCACUAAUUACAUCCAGACCUGAUGUUGUGCCCCUCCUCUUCCCGAGGGAAAGUGAAGUGGAAAUCACACCCCAGAUGGUCCUGCAGUCAAUCGUUUGGCCGCACCUAAAAAAAAGGUACGACAGUGACUUUGCAAUUGUGUUCACAGAAAGUCCAAUUUCAAGUAGAUGAACCAAUUGUUCAGUGCAGAUUAUUAUUCUUGGA
Molecule: messenger RNA, 1452 nt
Organism: Xiphophorus couchianus (Monterrey platyfish)
Lineage: Eukaryota; Metazoa; Chordata; Actinopteri; Cyprinodontiformes; Poeciliidae
Exons: 10
Coding region: 13-1419 (468 amino acids)
Molecular function (GO): ubiquitin-protein transferase activity
Source: RefSeq, a predicted model, not a curated record